Molecule: messenger RNA, 1398 nt
Organism: Torulaspora globosa
Lineage: Eukaryota; Fungi; Ascomycota; Saccharomycetes; Saccharomycetales; Saccharomycetaceae
Gene: BFR1
Product: Bfr1p
Exons: 1
Coding region: 1-1398 (465 amino acids)
Biological process (GO): intracellular mRNA localization
Cellular component (GO): ribonucleoprotein complex; nuclear outer membrane-endoplasmic reticulum membrane network; endoplasmic reticulum
Molecular function (GO): mRNA binding
Source: RefSeq, a predicted model, not a curated record
AUGUCGAGCCAACAACAACAAUACAAGUACAAGAAACCUGAUGUUGGAGCCAGAGAUAAGAAAUUGGAAGGUCUAAACGGUCAAUUGAAAAAAAUUGAUGGCGAGAUCGCCUUGUUGAGAAAGCAGAUCGAUGAGAAUCAGACCGCUGAUUCAACUCAAUCGGAGAGGAAGAAGUUGCAAGAGGAGACUAAGAAGAUCAUCAAGACGCAGGCAGACUUGAAGAGUCGCAGAAACGCGAUUCAUGAGCAGAUCAAGCAAUUGGAUGGUCACAUCAAGAGAAAAACGAGUGAAAUCAACGAAAAGCUUGGCAAGAAGGCUAAAUACUCAACUCCAGGCGAGGUCAAGCAAAGAAUAUCUGAGAUCGAGGAUCAAAUUGCCUCUGGUGAGUUGUCUUUGGUGCAAGAAAAGUUGUUAGUCAAAGAGAUGCAGGCUCUGAACAAGCUGAACAAGGAUCUCGUUGCCAUUGAGCCGGUGAAGAAGUCUAUGGAUGACGACAGAGCCAAGAUUGCUGAAUUGAAGGAAGAGCUGAAUCACUUGAACCCUAAGGAAGUAUCUGCUAAGUUCGAAGAAACGCAAGAAAAAUUGAACAGCUUGCAAUCCAAAGCGCAAGGUGUCUAUGACAAGAGACAGGUGCUUUUCAACAAGCGUGCUGCAUUGUACAAGAAGCGUGAUGAGAUUUAUGCUCAGAUCAGAAAGAUCAGAUCCGACUUCGAUAAUGAAUUCAAAUCUUUCAAGCAAAAGUUGGAGAUGGAACGUUUGAAACGUGAGGAGGACCAGAAGCUGUCCAAGCUGUUGGAGGAGAAGGACAUUGCUAUCGGGAAGGUGCAAGAAAAGUUGUUGCACGCCAAAAUGCCAGCUUUCACCUACGAGAUCGAAGCUAUCGAAAAUGCCUUGUUGGCUCUAGAUCCAACGUAUGAGAAACCAAAGAAAGACAUUUUUGGUGAAGAAAAGAAGGCUAGCGCUCCUCAAGCUGUAAGAAGAGCCGAAAACGACGAUUUGGUCUUGGUCUCCAAGAAGAAGGAUGAUGUUUUCACCAAUACUGCUCCUUCCAAGUCCAAAAAACACAAGAAGAAGCAACAGACGAAUGGCGACAAUGCUUCCAUUACCGAAGCUGCUGACGGCAAGUUCAGUUUGCAGCCAACUUUGAUUGCUACUCUCGCAGAAUUGGACGUCACUGUCCCAAUUUCCAAAGAGGAAGUCCCCGCUACCGUGGAACAACUGAAGAGCAAGCACGAAGACUUUUUGUCGAAGCAAGAUGAACAAACUGAGAAGAACAUCGCUUUGGUUGAGAAAGAGUUAAAGGAGCUUGAACUUGAUUUCAGCAAAAAAGAGGAGCAAAUCAAGAAGGAAUUGGAAGCCAAAAGAACUCAAGACAGUGAAAAAAAGACCGAGGCAUAA